AUGCCAAAAGGAAAAAAAGGUUCUAAAAAAGAUACUAAAAUCAAAAAAGUUCCCGAAGGGAGGGGAAUAAUUCAUAUUGGAUUUAGUUUUAACAACACCAUUUUGCGGUUAACCAAAGAAAAUGGUGAUGCUUUAGGAGAGACGAUUAGUGCUGGAAACAUAGACCUCGGUAAUGGCAAAAAAGUUAAAGGAACUAAGAAAGGAACUCCCUUUAUGGCCGAAAGAGUUGCCAAAAAAGCGAUCGAGAAAGCGGCUGAAUUCGGAAUUCACGAUAUUAUUGAAGUAAGAACUAAGGGAAUUGCACCUGGUCGAGACCUUGUCGUAAAAAAGUUGCUAGGAGAAAAAUCUCUAAACAUUAAUUCCACUUUUAUUUUCCAUCAUUUGCCUCCUACCUCUGGAAUAGCCAUCGGUAAUUUUCUUCGUCAAAUUCUCCUUAACCACAUCAGCGGAAUAGCAAUUGCAGGGCUAGAAAUAUCUGACGAAAACGGUCCGAUUAAAACCAAAAAAGUUAAAGAGAAGGAAAUUUACAUGGCAGAAAUGAUGGCAGAAAAUAACACCAAAAAAGAGAGCGUAAUUACUGCUGGCGACUUUUCGAAAAUUAAAGAAGUAGAAAUUAAAAAUCCUGAAUUAGAAUUGAUUACUCUUAGUCCAGGGGGGAAGUUAGUGAAUUCACAAGUAGUUGAAGUAUCCGUUGACAAGAAGGAGGAAGAAUUAACUUUAACUGUUAAUACUAAUGGAAUGAUUGAGCCGCGUGAGGCUCUCCAAGAGGCAUUAAAGAUAUCCCAAAAUUUUUUUAGUCAUAUCUCCCAACUGAUUGGCGAUAACGUAAGCACCAAAAAGAAAAAGGAAACCGAAUUAGAACCCGAAACAGUGGCCAAAAAAGAAUUGGGUUGUUUGUCGGUUGAAUUUGAGUGCUUCGAAAAUACAUUUUCCGGACCGGUAAAUUUGAUUGCCGAAAAUGCCGUAAGCAAUAUUACCAAAAGCAUGAAACUGAAAGUAACUUAUGUAGUGGCUGAUGUUAUUUUAUACGGGAAAGUGGAAACUAGUUUAUCGUUUGCUAAAAACAAAGAUAAAGAGAAUUUGACUAAGUUGGUAGCUAAACUGAUUAAAUGGGCUAAGCAGGAUACUUUACAUUCACGCCGAAUGGCUUUACGUUAUUUAGUGAAUAAAAAGCAUUCAGGAGUAGUGAACAAAUUGUUCACUGAAUUAAAAGAAAAGUAUCAGGAAAGAAAAGGAGGUUAUACAAGAAUUACUAAACUCGGAUUAAGAAAAGGAGAUAGUGAUUUGCGAUUCUCAAUUAGCCAAGAAGAAGAUAUGAUUAUUAUUGAAAACGGUUCGGCUAACCAAAGUCCUCUAUUCAAUUAUGGCUUAGUAAUAGCACUAGUAAUGGUUGGAAUAGGAGCAUUCGAGUCUUCGACUGGGCGCCAUUUUAUAAUGCCAGAGUUUAAGAUUAAGGUUACUUAUCUUGGAGUUAGGAAAGGGAAAUUUUUUAAAGACAAAGAAUGGGUUGAUUACCAUAAGUUUUCAGUAGAAAGACCGGAAAAGCUUCCUCAGCAAUAUUUUUCACCUCAAACGCGUUUAGGAAAAAGUGAUUUUGAGGUUUCCUUUGACUUUAUGCCUUACUGCUGGAUUUUUAUUUCACCUGAUUUAGUUAAGAAGGUCGGUCAUGAUUUUAAAAUAGACCAAGCAUAUUGUUUUUUAGUGAAGUUAGGAGAACCAAAAACGGCUGAUUUUACCAUUUACUACUAUGUUCCUCCAGAAGGAUAUGAAUACGAAGAACACAAAAUGGUCCUAAAAGCCAAAGAUUAUUGA
Messenger RNA from Entrophospora candida, 1812 nucleotides. The record is from the annotation of a GenBank genome assembly. NCBI's taxonomy places the organism in Eukaryota, Fungi, Glomeromycota, Glomeromycetes, Entrophosporales, Entrophosporaceae.